This is a messenger RNA of Patella vulgata (common limpet), 4606 nucleotides long. Its product is annotated as DNA-directed RNA polymerase I subunit RPA2. The coding region runs from base 33 to 3449 and encodes 1138 amino acids. The transcript is spliced from 31 exons. Gene Ontology annotation, cellular component: RNA polymerase I complex; nucleus. Gene Ontology annotation, molecular function: DNA binding; ribonucleoside binding; DNA-directed RNA polymerase activity. The record is from RefSeq and is a predicted model, not a curated record. NCBI's taxonomy places the organism in Eukaryota, Metazoa, Mollusca, Gastropoda, Patellidae. Gene Ontology annotation, biological process: DNA-templated transcription.
GGAAGUAAAAAAGCACAUGGCCAGAAAGCAGCAUGUCGUUUCACAGAUCAAAACAAAAACAGCCAAGUUUUAAGAACUUGACCGCUCCAGAUUUUGGUGUACCCAAGGCAGAACAAGUUCCGCUUUUGCAAGAUGUCACCCGACCACAUGUAGAAUCUUUUAAUUACAUGCUACAAGAUGGCUUACGUAAUGCCAUCAAGGACAUUAGACCAAUACAGUUUUCUCUUCCAAAUGAAGAAAGAGUUUCUAUAUCUAUUACAUCUGGUAUUAUACGUUCACCACGAGUUAACCAAACCAAUGUGGCUGUUUCUACACAAAGAGUCUACCCUAAAGAGUGUAGAGAGAGGGGUACAACAUAUAAAGGAGCAUUACAAGUAUCUAUAACUUGUUCUAUUAACAAUAAAAUUAUAGGACAAUUAGAAAAAAUUAUAGGACAAAUUCCUAUCAUGGUGAAGUCAGAUGCCUGUAAUUUAUCACAACUUAAACCCGCAGAGUUAAUCAAACAUGGAGAGGAAAAUGAGGAAAUGGGAGGAUAUUUUAUAGUUAAUGGAAAAGAAAAAGUGAUUAGAAUGUUGAUCAUGCAGAGAAGAAAUUACCCACUAUGUCUGAAAAGAAAUGGAUGGAAAGCACGAGGUCCGUUUUAUACAGAAUAUGGUAUUCAGCUUCGAUCAGUCAGAAACGAUCAGUCAGGAAAUUCUUGUAUUCUACAUUAUCUUUCCAAUGGUACAGCCAUGUUGGAAUUCGGUCACCAGAAAGAUAGAUUUUUUGUACCAGUUGUUUUCAUAUUAAAGGCAUUAGUAGAUGUAUCAGAUAAAUAUAUAUAUGACGAAAUGACCCGAGGUUAUGAAGAGGACACUUAUUUUAAAGGAUGUAUUGUGAAUAUGUUACGAGAAGUAUUAAAAGAGAAGUUAUUAACUCAAGACAGUAUGUUAGAUUUUAUUGGUGAAAAGUUUCGAGUGAAAUUAAAUUUACCCGAAUGGUAUACAAAUAAAGAUAUUGCCAAUUUCUUGUUAGAAAAAUGUAUUUGUAUUCAUCUAGAUUCAAACAUAGAUAAAUUUCAUCUGUUAGUGUAUAUUACUCAAAAGUUGUUUGUUUUUGCAAAGGGAAAAUGUGCGGAAGAAAGUCCAGAUAAUCCAAUGAACCAGGAGGUUUUAUUAAGUGGACAUUUAUUACUUAUCUUCUUAAAGGAGAGAUUAGAAAGUUGGUUAAUAGCAGCUAAAAUAAAUAUAGAUAAAAUGGCUAGACAUCAGGGUAUGGCGUUUACACUUGAUUUCAGGAAAUUUUUAACAGCUAUAAAUAGAGUGAGUGAUAUUACAAAUUCCAUGAAUUAUUUCCUGGCUACAGGUAAUCUACGAUCAGCGUCUGGUUUAAAUCUCAUGCAGCAAGCUGGUUUAAGUGUUGUUGCCGACAAACUGAAUUCUUUCAGAUAUAUUUCACAUUUCCGCUGUGUUCAUCGUGGUGCUUUCUUCACGGAAAUGAGAACCACUACAGUGCGAAAACUUCGACCUGAAGCAUGGGGUUUUUUGUGCCCAGUACAUACACCUGAUGGUACACCAUGUGGUUUGAUGAAUCAUCUUGCAGCCCAGUGUUCAAUAGUAAAUUCUCCCUGUGAUACAAGUAAUAUGACUAAUUUGUUAGCUAAACUUGGAGUUAUUGCCCUUGGAUCAUCAUCGUUAUUUUUAUCUGGACCAGAUUUCUAUAGAGUGAUAUUCGAUGGUAAAAUGAUGGGAUAUAUACAUGAUGAUAAGGUGGAAGAUUUAACUAAUACUCUUAGAAUGUUAAAAGUUACACAACAAGAAAAGGUUCCAUCUGUGUUAGAGAUUUGCUUUGUACCAAAAUCCAAAUAUGCUAGUCAGUUUCCUGGUUUAUAUUUAUUUUCUACCCUUGCUAGAAUGAUUCGUCCAGUAAUAAACUUAGCUCACGACAAGCCAGAGAUGAUCGGAACAUUUGAACAGGUUUAUUUAAACAUCUGUGUCACUUCAGAAGAAGCACAUGAAGGGAUGACAACCCAUGAAGAGAUAUGUGAACACAGUAUGUUAAGUGUGAUUGCCUCCCUUACACCAUAUUCUGAUUUUAACCAAAGUCCUCGAAACAUGUAUCAGUGUCAGAUGGGAAAACAGACACUAGGAACACCAUUACAUUCCUACAGAUAUCGUGCUGAUAAUAAAUUAUAUCGACUACAGACACCCCAAUCACCAAUAGUGCGACCAGUAGCUUAUGAUGAUUAUAAUAUGGAUGAAUAUCCUAUAGGAACUAAUGCUGUGGUAGCUGUUAUAUCCUACACGGGCUACGACAUGGAAGAUGCUAUGGUCAUUAACAAAGGUUCUUUUGAAAGAGGUUUUGGACACGGCACUGUCUAUAAAACUGAGAUUGUAGAUUUACAGACUAUUUGUCAGGAAUCUGGACAAAGCAUAUCUCUUAUUUUUGGCAACAAAGAUAUAGAAAAUAAUGGUUUGGAUAUUGAUGGACUACCAAAUGUUGGUAGAUUUUUGAAAAAAGGUGCUGCUUAUUACAGUUAUAUAAACUUACAGACUGGUGAAAGUAAAGUUGUUAUUUAUAAGAAUGAUGAAUCAGCUUAUGUUGAACAGAUUAAACUGCUAGGGGAUGACAAUGGUAAUACUGAAUUACAGAGGGUAGCAAUUGUACUCCGUAUACCGAGAAAUCCAGUCAUAGGAGAUAAAUUUUCUAGUAGACAUGGUCAGAAAGGUAUUUGUAGUAUGAUGUGGCCGGUAGAAGAUAUGCCAUUUACAGAAACGGGGAUGGCUCCAGAUAUUAUCUUUAAUCCUCAUGGUUUCCCAUCUAGAAUGACAAUAGGUAUGAUGAUAGAAAGUAUGGCAGGAAAAUCUGGAGCAUCACAUGGUUUAUGUCACGAUGCCACGCCCUUCACAUUCUCUGAGGAUAAACCUGCAAUAGAUCAUUUUGGUCAGAUGUUAACAGAAGCUGGAUAUAAUUAUUAUGGUACAGAGUGUCUAUAUUCUGGUAUUGAUGGUAGAGAAUUAGAAGUGGAAAUAUUUAUUGGUAUUGUUUAUUAUCAGCGACUCCGUCACAUGGUGUCCGAUAAAUUCCAGGUACGAUCAACAGGUCCAGUGGAUGUACUGACCCAUCAACCUGUUAAAGGCCGUAAAAAAGCUGGAGGUGUCCGAUUUGGAGAAAUGGAAAGAGAUGCAUUGAUAGCUCAUGGAACUCCUUUUCUGCUUCAUGAUCGACUUUUUAACUGUUCAGACAAAUCAUAUGCAAGAAUGUGCACAGACUGUCACAGUCUACUGUCUCCUGUUUUAGAAAAACCGAAACAAGUUUAUGGAACUGUUUAUAAUAAUCAAAAUAAAUGGACGUGUUCUCUUUGUAAAAAAACAGAAAGUAUUCAAGUUAUUGCCGUACCCUAUGUCUUUCAAGUUUUAGUAGCUGAGAUGGCUUCUAUGGGACUCAAAGUGGUUUUAGAUGUUAAAUGAUCUUCAGUGUAUAUAGGAUUACUUUAAUUUAGUGCUUCAAUGUGAAAUGACCUCUCUGAGCUGUUUGGUAUUUUUCGAGGAAUCCAUGGUGAAUUAAAAUAUCAUGGAUAGAUACAGAAACUCUUUAUGGAAACAGAAAUAAUAAUUUAGUAAAUAUAGCAAAUAUGUACUAAAGCCAUAUCAUUUGUUUUCUUUGGGAACAUCUAUUAAAAAAUUUGCUACAGUGUUUUGUGUAGAAAGGAUUACUUUAAUUUAGUUGUGUAAUGUGAAAUGAUUUCUGAGUAUUUUCCGACAAAUGCAUGGUGAUUUAAAAUUGCAUAGAUUACUACAAAAAAUUGUUACAGAAACAGAAAUCAUAAUUUAUUAAAUCAUAACAAAAAUAAUCUAAGGACAUAUCAUAUUUGUUCAUUGCAAAUAUUUAUUGGAUUAAUUGCUUCACGAUUUCUUUAGGGGCAAAAAAAGCUUUAAAAUUUUACGCAAAACAUCAUUCACCAGACUCCAGUGGCUAUUUAUGAAUACACUAAUAAUAAACCUAACCACAUGAAUAUUUCGGCAGUUAGAAUUCGAUAUAAGAUCAGACUGUAGCGCCGCUGUCCGGGCAAAAUUUACCUCAUAGCAUACUGUAUAGCGUAUGUCCAUCUUCAUUAGUCCAGUCGGAACAGAACAGUAGGACGUUAAACCCAAUUUCAUUUUAUAUUCAUUUCACUGCAACAACAGAACUAGUAAUUGUCUACAGGAAACCCUCAAAUCACUCAAACAAUCACCUUUUAUCAGUUCGGGGGACUUGAACAAUCUGGUCGCAUUGAUGAUGUCACUAACACAUUAUUAAGUAAAGGAGCUGAUAAAUAUUGAACAGUUGCUCCUAGAAAUUUUCAAAAACUUGAUUCAGGUAAAUUGUUUCCAUGGCAUUUAGUAAUUGGAAUAUACAGAUCACAAUUCUAUGAGCUUGAUAAAGUCCAGUCGAAAGUCAUUCAGUAAUAAGCAGUAGUUGUAUUCCAUAGAAUAUAUUGAUUCAAGUAGCAGUCAUAAUAAUCUAUUUGUGGACCGUUUCCUUGAAUAAAUUUAUUUGUAAUUAGUAACAUUAUAAUUUGAAUAAAUAUAGAAAUUUUCUCGAUUCAUUUAUGUUUAUGUAAAUAAAAGAUAAAAUAACUACUAUC